Molecule: messenger RNA, 554 nt
Organism: Vitrella brassicaformis
Lineage: Eukaryota; Vitrellaceae
Source: the annotation of a GenBank genome assembly
GUUCCAACAAGACCUCGCCAACGCACUGCCGCCCGGCCCAGCAACCGAGCCCCGUGCGCCACAAAGGAAAACAUCUGUCAUGCUACGUGCCAGUGGGAAGCCGCCCACAGCUGUUCCCGAUGCUGCCUUGGCGGUGACAUCGGAGGAGAGCUCUCAGGGCCCUUGUCAGGUACGUGUGCACACGCAGACCACCCCUGUGUGCCAUCAAUCCAUCCAUCCAUGUGUGUAUGUGUGGUGCAGGCGUUCCGCACCCAGGCCGACAAGGCGAAGGUCGAUAGCUCUGCGGCGAAUGUGUACCUGUGCCCGCCGCUGCACGAGAGUUUCCAGCUGCUGUCCCAGCUGCUCAUCCCGCCCUCGGCUGACCUGCUGCAGAGCUACCGGGACGCAAUGCCGGCCAAGGGGCAGGACGACGUGCGGCGGAGGUAUCUGCUGGAGAUACUUGCACCAAACUACAGAGCCGCCAUGGUCAGCACACUCCCUCACACACAGAGAAGGCCAGGAAUACCGAGUAGUGUGGGUGUGUCUAUGGUGUGUGUGGUGUGCAGGCCACGUGA